Messenger RNA from Anopheles bellator, 1410 nucleotides. RefSeq names its product zwei Ig domain protein zig-8-like. The record is from RefSeq and is a predicted model, not a curated record. Lineage: Eukaryota; Metazoa; Arthropoda; Insecta; Diptera; Culicidae. The coding region runs from base 321 to 1355 and encodes 344 amino acids. The transcript is spliced from 8 exons. Gene Ontology annotation, biological process: synapse organization. Gene Ontology annotation, cellular component: neuron projection membrane.
AACGAACCGGUGUUUGGUGUGGUGAGAAAAGUUGAACGGGCAAGUAAUAAACUGAAAGUUUUGCCCUAAUGCUGCCAAAAGUGAAGCCACUUUACUGCACCCAGCAUUGCAUUAGGCGUGAUGCAAUCGAGGCACUAACAAGUCCAUUACGUGAAACGAAAUUUCAUUACCUUACUUGACCGGAGGCGAACAAACUACUGGAAAACGUCCAGCCCCGUAGGGUACGGUGUUUAUGUGUCUGUGAACGGUGUAUAAAUGAAGAAAGUUCUCCGGUUUUUACUGAAAAUGAAUGCGUGUACAGUACCUAAUCGCAGCUAAAAAUGCAGUAUAUCAUCAUCGGUGGACUAUUUAUGCUGGCAACUUUUCACUUCAACGAACGCAACGCUAUGGCUGUAAAUCAACAUAUGGCGACGGCCCAGGAAAAUCGAGUCGUUAAAAAAUUUUCACCCCACCCGUACUUCGAUUUUGAUGUGCCUCGGAACAUUACGACCCGCGUGGGACAAACGGCGUUCAUCAACUGCCGGGUCGAGCAAAUGGGUGACAAAUCGGUCUCAUGGAUUCGGAAACGGGAUCUACACAUCCUGUCUGCAGGAACCGCCGUCUACACUUCAGACGAGCGCUUUCAGGUGAUACGAUCCGAGAAAGCAGAAAACUGGACGCUGCAAAUAAAAUUUGCCCAGCAAAGGGACUCCGGCAUAUACGAGUGUCAGGUGAACACUGAGCCAAAGAUGUCCAUGGCGUUUCGACUGAACGUAGUAGAAGCGAAAGCCAUUAUCCUUGGACCAACGGACCUAUACGUAAAAAUGGGCAGCAUCGUUACGCUGACGUGCAUCAUUAGCCAGGGACCACACGACCUAGGGACAAUCUAUUGGUAUCGAGGAUCGAGCCUCGUGCAGCCGGUACUACUGCAGUCUAGUGAUCCAUCAUUAGCAUAUCCACAUCGAAUAUCGGUUGAACUUAAGUGGACGGAAGCGCUUACAUCACGUCUGAAAAUUCUCGGUGCCAAAUUGUCUGACACGGGCAACUAUACGUGUCUUCCGACGUCGGCCGAGGGCAGCAGCGUACUGGUGCAUGUGAUAAACGGAGAGCAUCCUGCGGCAAUGCAGCGCGGAUGCGCGACAACCACCAACAGGAAUCACCGACGGAGCAUACAGCUGCUCACCGCGAUGCUGGCCGUGCUGCUGCUCGCCCUGCACGGUGUCCUUCGGGGCGAGCUCGGGCAACCGGUGCCGGCUGGCGACGGCGACAGGCCGCCGCCUAGGACCCCAGCGCCCAGCACUCAGCUCGACAGCUCGGGAUGCAAAGUGAUACCGAGGCGACCCCCCGGCACUAUAUCAUCGUCAACUGCUGCGUAAUGUGCAUGUGCCCGCCGAGAGCCGAGCAACCAACCGAAGCCAAAUCACGACAUGG